Molecule: messenger RNA, 8997 nt
Organism: Meleagris gallopavo (turkey)
Lineage: Eukaryota; Metazoa; Chordata; Aves; Galliformes; Phasianidae
Gene: ZFYVE26
Product: zinc finger FYVE-type containing 26
Biological process (GO): double-strand break repair via homologous recombination; mitotic cytokinesis; regulation of cytokinesis
Cellular component (GO): lysosomal membrane; midbody; centrosome
Molecular function (GO): metal ion binding; phosphatidylinositol-3-phosphate binding
Source: RefSeq, a predicted model, not a curated record
UCCCGGCCCGGCCAAUGAGCGUGCGCCUCCCCGUGCCCGCCCGGCGGCGCGGUCAGCUGAGGCUCCUCCCAAGAUGGCGGCGGCAGUAGCGGUGCUUUGGUAGAGCCGGUGCCGCUGCAGCCCCCGCCCCGUCAGGUGCCGGGAGGAUGCAUCCCUUCGGCGAGGAAGAAGCGGCCUCUCUGGAGCGGCUCUUCGGGUUCUUCUGUGAAUGCGUGCGGAGCGGGCGCUGGGAGUUGGCGCAGGCCUGCGUGCCACAGCUGGGCCGGUGGCGGGGCGACGGCCCCGGGAAGGUGGAGACCAUCCUGGAGGCGCUGGUGGCCUGUCCGCGGGCGGCCGGAUGUGGACAGAACUGCAGCCCAUGGAGAGCUGCAUGGCUUUGGCUUCUUGUGCUGGAAAAAUGGCUUGCAAGGAAUCAGAAAACUGUACCUGUUGUUCUUCAGAGAGAAACAGAAUUUUUAUUGUUCUUGGAAGAAUUGCAGAAAGAUGUCUCUGAAGAAGUCCUCAAGGAGCUGUUUCAAGCGUAUGUGUGCACCCAGAACAGACAUGCUGCAGACAUGAAAAGAAGAGAGGGCUGUUCUCAGAGGUUCAGUUUGGAUGUUGUUUCUGCUCUCCGAAAGCUUUUGUUACGAGCUCCACAGAGGGCACAGGUCCUGCUGGAGUUCUUCCAGGAGGAACAAGACACACACAGCCCUUCAAUCCAGCAGUACUGCUCUCUGCAAAACAUCUUUGUGGAAUUUCUUCGUGACUCCUUGAUAUCUCUGCAGAGGCUUCAGUGCGGUUCUGAGAUUUCAGAGCUAGAUCAACGAGAACUAGUAGAUAUAAUUUAUUCUGUUCUCAGUAUGGUGACUUUUGAGGUGGAACAUCAGGCUGAUGAACUGCAACACCUAUUCAGGGAGCUCUUGGAUGUAUGCUGGGCUGAGGGAAGCCCACUGAGGGAGGAGAAGCUACUAAGCUGUAUGCUGAGGAAGCGGAGCCGUGGUCUAUUAAACCUAUAUAGCAGUGUUCUCGUAGAUAAAACAAGAGAAAAAUUUCUGGUAUCAAAAUCAAUAGGAAAAGGAUCAUCUGAGCAGCUGGAUACAGAGCGAACCAUGAUGAAUUUGUUUUCAGAUCACAAAGAAGCUUCUUCAUGGAAGACAGCAUAUUUCUACUGCUUGAGCAGUAGUAAGCACUUCCUGGAACAAAUUCUGGUGACAGCAUUAGCUUUGCUGAAAAGAGAAGACUUCUCAGGCCUGAGCAGCUUAUUGAGGAGAGAAUUCAACCCCCUCAGCCGCCUUCUGGUAUUGCUAGGAUGGACUCACUGUCAAAGCUUGGAAUCAGCAAAAACAUUGCUGUGGACUCUUCACAAAACUCAGGAUUUGUGCAAUGAUUCAGUACUAAAAGAUUUCUGUGAUGGGCUCUGGGCUCAAGUGGAAGUUCUUGAAUGGUGCAUAAAGCAAAACAGUAUUACUAUCCCAAGAAAGGUUCUUUUGCAACACUUGCACAGUCUGGAUUGCCACACUGCGAUAUACUCUCUUCACCACCUCACUAAUCUUCUGACUCUAAAUGAAGAGGAUGUUAUUGAGCUGUUUCAAAAAGUUCCUCCUAGAGACCAACAGUUGCAGGCAGCACCACUCUCUAGUGCUCUCAGCCAGCAACGCAGUCUGGCGCUGUUUAGAGCAUUUUGUGCCAUGAAGUAUGCUAUCUAUGCUCUCUGUGUGAAUUCCCAUAAGCAUUCCAAGUGCAAAGAUUGCAUACGCAGCCUUCUUUGUGAUAUCCCUGAAGACACAGCUUCUGGAGAACCAGCAGAUUGUUCUCCUGUCUUUUCUCAAUAUCUUGUGAAGUGUCACCAGUUCUUAAGGAGUGUUCCUGUCCCGCUGCGCCUGGAGGUUCUGGAGAACAUCUUCUCCUUGCUUUUUGUUUCCUACAGUGACCUCCACAGUGACAAUCUUCUACCAGAGGACUAUGCAGAGGAUGAUGAUCUUGACAAAAAGAGUUCUGCUGUGAGUGUAGAAGGCAGUGCCAGUCAGCGGUCUUCUGCAUCAGAAAGUCCACAGCACCUAAUAAAGGCUGGAAAGAAGUUAGAGAGGUAUCCGUUUGCUGCUCGGACCGAUCACUUGGACAUUCAGAAUCUUCCUGACUUGGAGCAGUGUGGCAAAAGCUGUGAAUCCUCUAGGCUGAGCUACCCAGAUCUGAAACACUUCACCAGCAGCGUCACUGGAUUUUUAGUGGAUGAUGUGGCCAUGGAUGCCUUCCUCACAUUGCUCCUCAACCAUCUGGAAGAAAUUCAGAGUUCUCUCCCAUGGGACUCCAGUAAUGUUCUUCGUGAAGAGCUGGAGCUUGUUGAGUGCUUGAACCUUUCUGCAAGCAGAGAUGGCUUUGGAAGUCGUGUAUUACAGUUCUCCAAAUACCUUUCUGAAGCUCACUGGCGUUAUAAGGUAGUGAUGAGCAACAGAAAUGCAGAACAUCAGCCUGCAGUUUCUCGGAGAUGCAGCUCUUUAGUUAGGUGCACCAGCUUUAGGAAACGAGGUAGAUCUCAAAGAUACAGAACAGAUGGGAAAGAGGAAACUUCCAGUCCAUCGUGGGAAAGUACAAGUAGUGAGCUGAGUGCCAGUACCUCAGAGGGAAGUACCAGUAAUGUGUCUGGCUCGGGUGAUUUGGAAAGUAGAGGCAGACCACAGCAGCAAAAUCCUCUAAUUCCUAUGAUGCUUUCCCCACCAGAAUCUCUGUUGGUUUCUUGUGUUUUGAGAGGAAACUUCACAGAAGCCCAUCAGGUGGCUUUGAUGUUCAACCUGGAUACUUCACCUUGCUAUGGUGAGUUGGUUUUCAUGGAGCGCUACCAGGAGGCGGUACGAGAAAUGGCCAGAGUGGAGCACAAUAUUGAGAAUCAAGUGUCAGAUGGUACUGCAGGCAUCAGGAGGUCUGGCAGUGGCCGCUCAACAUUGCAAGCUAUUGGGAAUGCAGCAGCAGCUGGCAUGGUGUUUUAUUCCAUCUCGGAUGUUACUGAUAAAUUGCUUGCAACUUCUGGAAGUCUUGCCCCUACUCUCCAAGAAAACUUCUGGGUCAGCAACAUCCAGCUGGAGCACACUGACCCUCUCUGGGAAGUCCUUGAGGACCUCAGUCCCUCAGCAAUGGCAGCGUUUGACCUAGCUUGUACUCAGUGCCGUCUUUGGAAGACAUGCAAACAGCUUUUGGAGACAGCAGAAAGAAAACUGUACAGCAGCCUUGAAACUCGAGCUCACCGACCUGAUUUUGUUUUGCUGCGUUCUGAAAGUAUGAAGGGUUUCCCAGUGUUUCUUCAGCAAAUAAGUAAAAUUCUCAACUAUUCCUGCACAUCACAAGGGCAGUCCAAAUCAGAGCUCUCAGAAGAGAAAAUAAGCAGUUAUUUUCGAUGCAGCAUUGUAGACCUUCUGCAAGCUUGCUAUCCUGCCUUGACUGAGGAAAAUAUUACUAAUGAGAUUAUUUUAUCACAACGUUUGGAUCAAAUUCUAAAAGCACUGACACAUGUUGAACGUUCUGUAGACUCUAAAGGGAGCCUGCUUGGCACCUUGGUGGAACAGGCCUCUCUGAAACCUGUGGAACUGGAGAAACACCUAGUUUGGAAUCAAAUGCAGCUCUUGCUGAGAACCCUUGAUCAGCAUUUCCAAACCUCCCCAGAGAGCAACACGAAGACAAACUUUGUGAAGAUGUUCUUUGACUACAUUGCUACACUGGCUGCUGUUGUGUUACGAAGUCUGAAUACAGAGCUAGACUUAGCUGCAGAAGUGAAAGUGGGGAAUCCUUUCAUAUUGUUACAGCAGAGUCCAUCUCAGCUACUUUCUCAACUCCUGUUUGAAAGGCAGGUUCAACCUGACAGGCUUUCUUCGCUCUUGGCUAGAGAAGAGUUGAGCUUGAAUGUGCAGCAAGUUAUUGUUAACUGUUGCUGUGAAAGGCUGUCCUUGUGCAAUUCAAGGCAAAAGAGCCAAGCAAAAUGCCUUCUGACAAACAUCAGCAACCUAGCACACCAGUGUACUGAAUGCUGUCUGCCAGAUGUUGAAAUACCUUUCUCCAAUCGUGCAAUAACCUCUGAGGAUGUCUACACUCUGGCCUCGUCCUCUGUGGCUGACUUGAGCCAGAACACGCUCACUGCCUCCUGCCUGGAUUUCCUUAAGUCUCAGUCAAAGCUAACAGCCACAGUGGCAUGUCUAAGUGCAUCUAAUAUACAGAAAAUUCCCAAAUCAAGUUUGUCCUGGAUGGAAUUCUGGGACAAACGGGAAUUGCCAUUAGGUUUGGAACAGAUUUCCAGGGAGUGUGAGGCAUUGCUGAAGGAGUUCCCAAUACUGGAAAGAUUUCUGCUUGCUAUGUUUGAGCCACUUCAGAAUCAACAGGAAGAAGGUGGCAAUUUGGCUGGUGUCUUCUCUGGCAGGACAUACAUACCUUUGGUUCUCCUAGGAUUGCAUUCCUCCACAGCUGUUAAGGUAUUAAUGGAAGUCUUUGAACAAGCACUUGCUGCAAAGGAUUGGACUAGAGCUCUGAAGAUCUUGGAUCUGUACAGUCAGGAUGUAGAGGAGCUAGUUGAUGUGAAGGAUGCUGUGCUGAGCUGUGCAGCUGCUGAAGGUAAGGAUGGUUGGCAGUACUUAUUCCCAGUGAAAAAUGCAACACUGAGAAGUGUGCUGGCUCUGCGCUGUUUGGACAAAUGGCCACUCGAUGCCUGUUUGGAAAUUCUAGCUUAUUGUAGUUCUGAUUUGGACAUAACUGAUGAACUGAAAGCAAAUCUGCAGAGCAGGAAGAGAGAACUUCAGGUUUAUCAAAAGAUUUUGAAUUUGCAAAAUGAACCACUGUGGAGUGACUGGCAGGAUCUGAAAAAAGCCUGCACUGACGAUCCCCAGGCCAUCAUGAAUAUCAUUCUGAAAGCAAAGGAUUAUGAGUUAUGUGAGGAAUGGGGGCACUUGUAUCCUGUCCCAAGAGAAGACUUGAUCAAUCUUCACCGUGAGCACCUUCUCCACUUACUGGAGAUGGGAGACAUGGAAAAAGCAUCACAGCUGUUACAAAGAAUAGAAGAUCCUGGUAUUUGCCUUGCUAUCAGUGAACAGUCCCUUGACCAACAUCCUAGCUUGGCAGCGUCUCACUUCUUAGCUGAUUACCUCACAACCCACUUCUACAGGAAUCUGACAACAGCACGUCGUAAUGAAAUCCAGGCACUUUACAUGGGAUCAAAAGUAUUGCUGACUCUACCUGAACUCUCUCGUGUUAACUACUUCCACCUCUCAUCCAGGCCACUGCUUAUGGUGGAACAGCUGCUCAUGAAUAUGAAAGUGGACUGGGUAUCUGUGGCUGUGCAGACACUGCACCAGCUCUUAGGUAGACAGGAAGUUGGCUUUGCUGUAGAAGAUAUUGACAAUUUGCUCUCAAAAUAUGCAGAGAAAGCCCUUGACUUCCCAUUUUCAUUGAAAGAAAGGAGAUCAGAUUCUGUUACACGUAUCCAAGAAAGUCUCUGUCAAGUACUGGAGUGUGAAACAAUGUCUAAGUCAGGAUCAUCAGAACUAUCUCUUGCCAGCCUUACAGGUGUCACCAUGUCUGCAAGUCCCAGAGAAAGAAGCCUGCAGCAGAAUUUUUUGGAGGAAUUUGUGCCACCUGAGAAGCCGCCUCCGAAGCAACAGUGGAUACCUGAUGACACUGAAACAAUAUGUAUGGUUUGCAAAACUGAGCGCUUUACUAUGUUUAACAGACGUCAUCACUGCAGGCGCUGUGGCAGGCUGGUGUGCAGUUCUUGCUCUACCAAGAAAAUGACAGUAGAGGCUUGUAGAGAAAAUCCAGCUCGUGUAUGUGAUCAAUGCUAUAGUUACUACAACAGAGAACAUCUGCCUGGCUUGGUAGAAGACACAAGCAUCACAAAGGAAGAUCAGGAUGAAGUGGAAGAAACUCCUAGUAAUGAAUGUUCCACAGUGGUGCGAAUACCUAAGGCAGCUGCCCUUGAAUGGCUUCUUUCCCUGAACGAAGAGGAGAACGAAAUUGUACGCAGUGAAUUUUACUAUGAACAGGCUCCCAGCUCUUCCCUGUGUAUUGCUAUUCUUAGCCUGCACAGCAACAGCAUAGUGUGUGGCCACCAGCUGAUUGAGCACUGCUGCAGAUUGUCCCAAGGGCUCACUAAUCCUGAGGUAGAUGCUGGACUCCUUAUGGACAUCAUGAAACAGUUACUCUUCAGUGCCAAAAUGAUGUUUGUGAAAGCUGGGAGGAGCCAGGACCUAGCUCUCUGUGACAGCUACAUCAGCAAAGUGGAUGUGCUGAAUAUUUUGGUUGCUGCUGCCUAUCGUCCAGUACCAUCUUUAGAUCAGAUUCUUCUCCCUGCAGCAGUAACAAGAUUAAGAAAUCGUCUCUUGGAAGCAGAGUACUAUCAGCUAGCUAUAGAGGUUUCUACAAAAUCUGGGUUGGAUCCGAGUGGAGCAUGGCAUGCCUGGGGCAUGGCUUGUCUUAAAGCUGGAAAUUUAAGUUCAGCAAGAGAGAAGUUUAACCGAUGUUUAAAGCCACCAGUGGAUCUAAACCAGCUGAACCACGGGUCAAGGCUAGUCCAGGAUGUGAUACAAUACCUAGAGUCCACGGUGAAGCCUGUACUCAUUGCGCAGGAUGAUGAUUACUUUGCCACAUUGAGGGAACUGGAAGCAACAUUGAGAACAAGAAGUCUAUCCCUGGAGAUGAUGUCUGAGGGGAAGGUUCAGUACAACAGCUACUAUCAAGAGUGCUUGUUCUAUUUACAUAGUUAUGGCACUAAUCUGGCAAUAAUAAGCUUUUACAUGAGGCAUGACUGUAUGAGAGAAGCACUGCUUCACUUGUUAAAUAAGGAAUCCCCAUCUGAAGUAUUCAUUGAAGGGAUCUUCAUUCCAAGCUAUCGAAGUGGAAAGCUGCAUAUGUUGGAGAAUUUGCUGGAAACCAUUGAUCCAGGGCUGGAGAGCUGGGGGAUGUAUUUGAUUGCAGCCUGCAAAUACUCAAAAAAGAACUACUACCACAUUCUGUAUGAGUUACAACAAUUUAUGAAGGAUCAUGUUCGUGCUGCCAUGACCUGCAUUAGAUUUUUUACUCAUGGAGCAAAAUCCUACACCGAACUGGGAGGCAAACAGACAUGGCUCAUAAAGAUCAAGGACCAUCUCAAAGUCUACCUGCAGGAGGUCUCAAGAAGUUCAGGAAGAAAAAAAAUGGUGUACACUUUCCGGAAGAAAAUGUCUGCUACAGAUGUGUCAAGACACAUCAAUACAGUUGAUCUGCAAAUGGAAGUAACUAAGUUUCUGCAUCGAUGUGAGACCUCAGGAAGCUCUCAAAUGGCAGGUUCUUCCUUGCCAACACUGUUUGGAAAUAACAACAUGAAAAUGGAUGUUGCUUGCAAGGUCAUGUUGGAAGGCAAAAAUGUUGAGGAGGGAUUUGGGAUUGCAUUCAGAGUCCUUCAGGAUUUCCAGCUGGAGGCUACAGAAGUGUACAGCAAAGUGGCCAAGCAGCUGGUGAAGCAGCAAAAGUACAGUGAGAUCCGGCAGCUACUCAAGUGUGUCAGCGAGUCUGGAGUUGCAGCCAAGAAUGAUGGGGAUACCAUUAUCUUAAAUUGUCUAAGUGAAUUCAAGAACAUACCUGCUGAGGACCUCGAUAAUCUGAUUCAGGAUAUGGACAGUGAUGAAAACAAGAUUCAAGCCUACCUGAUGUGCAACAAGUUGCGUUCUGCGUAUCUGGUCUCAGUGAGACAGGAGAAGAGCAGAGCAGUGCAGCUUGUCCAGCAUGUGCGCCAGCUGGCUGAGAGCAGUGGAGAAGAUGUUGUGCACGCCAUCUGUACCCAGUGGCUCACAGUGCACCAGCCCAAAAUGAGAAAUCGACUUGGCCAGGGCAGCAGGAAGUAACUGACAUUCACCAUCAUGCAGAAGGGGAAGACUUCAAGACACCUUAAAGGCAUGCAGUGCAGCAAUCACUUGGUAAAAGGGAAGUCUUCUAACUUGUGUCAGUAGCAAAUGGAAGCUGCUAGUGUGCCUCUGGUUAAAAGGAAGGGAACUAAAUUACAAGUGCCAGUAAUCUCACAAAUAGUCACUACCUCAGGGUGUCUUUCGAUCCUCUUUGAUUUGGGUAGGGGAAGGGUGGCAGUUUCAAACAGAACAAGCAAGAUUUUUUAGGUCUGAAAGAGAGCGCUUGGGUUUUUUAGAAAGGCACUGAUCUUUUUCCCUUUUUAUUUCUAAUCCAGACAACCUGCAUAGAGAGAACAGAAAAAUCUCAACAGCUCAACGUAGCCUAGAGUAUAACACUUUCUGUGAUUAUGGGUUUCCUUUAAGAUUGUUUUCAAGACUGCAGAGAUCUUUUACAAAGACUGAAGUUCAGAGAUGGUUGUUUUUAAAGCCUCUAUACAAACUAUUGCUAACUUCUUCCCCCACUCCCACCCACUGCAGUGUGCUCAACUUCUUUUAUAGUUUGUUGGACAAAGUACAAGCUUAUUCUUCAUGGCAGGUUUCUACUUCCCAGUUGCACUGUCUGAUAUACGUAUUGCACUUGAGUCCUUACAAAAUGGAUGAAAUUGUGAGUGGCAUAUCCUGCAAUGGGCCUACAAAGGGAAAAAUCCUUUAAAAUAGUUUUUAAAAAAUCACCUACCUCUUUCUUUGCUAUAAUAUCCAAUAAAAUGUUGUGAUGCAGCUUUAUCACUGAGCAGAUGCCAGUGAACUUUAGGUAUGGCAGAAAAUAUGGAAAGAUAGAGCUGUGGCAAAAUUCAGCAGUCUGUAUUCCUGUCACACAGGAAUUUUAGUUUUUUUUCUUAUGAGAAUAACCUGUCCCUGUCAGGUACAGCAGAAUGCAAUAACUAGACAUACUGUGUAUAUUAGAAUGCUAGGCUGGAGUGCGUUAGGACGUGUGAAAAGGCAGUAUUUUAUAGUGCAAGGAAUGGAACAGUGGAUUCUGUGCUGAACUUGUGUGUGUGGUAAGGUGUUUACUGUGAUAAGAAACAGAGCAGAGUUCUUAGGCUUAAUCAGCAAACAUCUGUGUCAUUUCUGCGUUGAAGGAUGCUGAAAGAAGCAGCUGCUACUC